AUGAUUACUUGGUUUAGAUUUAAACAAAUAGUACUAAAUAGAGUCUAUUCUCUCUUAGCUGUUACUGAAACAACAUCGGAAUUACGUACAAACGGUAUUCAAAAGUCUCCUGUUUAUUCGUCGUCGGCUAAUAAUUUAACUAAUGGCUCCAAAGGACCUUCAGUUGCUACUCGUCGAACAAAUUUAUUUACAAGUAAUCGUAUUCAACCAACUACUGAAUAUAAUUAUGAAGCACAUUUACCAAUAAUUCGAGAUGCAGCUGGUCCUGUUGAACGACAAAAUCAAUUUCAUGAUGGUCUACAAACUACUCCUCGUCCUAAAACUCCUUUAACAAAUACUAGUCCAAAAAGUCUUGGCCGUCCAGCAUCGGCAUCGAUUUCAUCCAUAUUUAAUACGCUUACAAAACGAUCAACAGAAAAUUUUAUGAAUUCCAAUGGUGAAAUUGAUGAAUUAAUAUUACCAUCUAGUCGUCAGUCACGACGACCAAGCAAUGAAAAUAAUAAAUAUGGAGCUGGUACUAAUCAAGCAACGACUAUAAAAGAAACAGUGGCAUCUCAAAAAAAUGCAAUUGAGAGUAGAGUUGAUACUCGACAUUCAACAAGUCCAUAUGAUAACAAUCAACAACAACAACAGCAACAACAACAACAACAACAACAACAACGUGGUUUAAUAUUAUCAACUAGACUUCGAUCAGCUAUACCACAUGUACAAGUUGAAAUUCCUUAUGUCAGCGAAGCAACCGCAAAAGAACGAACAAAUACUGGUCAACUUUAUCAACGACACACAAAUAAUAAUUUUAAAGCACCAAUCAAACAAAAAAUAGAUAAAUAUCGUCGUCGGUCAGAAGAAGUAACACAAGCUAUGAAUGGAAACCCAUUAAUAAUUGCAGCAAAUGCUGGUUUAUCUGCUACAACACCAACAUUAGCUAGUCUAGCAUCAACACAUUUAAAACCACCACCAUCUCCAAUACCGAUUCGUCGUGUUACAUCAGAUGCUGAAAUUCAAGCUCGUCUAGAUGUACUUCGUUUAUCUAUGAAUUCAAAUCUUGUUCAAGUCGAUCAACUACAACGACAACAACAAACUUCUCGUAAUUGUCUUAAAUCUCCAUAUUUAUAUACUACACAUCAACAGUUAGCUCCACCAACAACUCCUCAAGCUCCACAAGUAAUUCUUCGUCGUAGUCAACUAAAUUCUAAUGGUACAUAUUCUCAACAUCGUCCAAAUAAUGGUGUUAACUAUCGUCGAUUACAACAAUCAUCUGUAAAACAAUCAACAAAUAAUAAUCAAGCAAAUCUUUAUUUAGCUUUUAUUGCAUCACGUCAUUUAUCAACAUCAGAAGAUGCACAUAUUGAAUAUGAUAUAGAUCAUCCAAAAUUAUUAAGUAUUUUUUCUUGGCUUAAAAAUGUUGAAGAACAUCGUCAUCAACAAUUAAAUCAUGAUAAAUUAAUAAUUGAACAAAAUCAACGUAUGUUAGAUAAAGAAGAUGAUUUAUCAUUAUAUUCUGAAAUUCAAUAUGCUGUUGAUGAUCUACCAGCAAAUACAAGUGGAAAACCAUGUGAAAAAAUUGCUACUAUGAAAUUUGAAGACUAA
Messenger RNA from Rotaria sp. Silwood2, 1590 nucleotides. The record is from the annotation of a GenBank genome assembly. NCBI's taxonomy places the organism in Eukaryota, Metazoa, Rotifera, Eurotatoria, Philodinida, Philodinidae.